UGACAGUCCUUCAGUUACAACCAUGGCGGACAAAGAUGGGAAAAUCCGCCUCCGUCUGGCCGAAGACAUCAUCGAUGACCAGGUGGGCGGAGCCGGCUGGACGUACCUGGACAUCGCGCUACCGGUGGACGAGUACUCCCCUAAAACUGUCCUGGUCAAAACACCGAAGUGCGACCCACAGGGAAACAUCGUUCUCGAACCCAAGGCUAGACAGAAGACCAGAAACUAUCUCGUUCCCAAGGACCCCAGCGCGGAGGAUCUUCUAGACAAAGUCUCCGUCCAGGCCUACCCGAAGAAGGCGUCUUGGAAACAGACGUACAACUUAAAGAGAAGCGUGAGCGGUAACGUCAGUAUCAAGGUAGUGGAGGCUGUAGGCUUCUCGGCUGAGGGCAGCAAAACGACCAAGCGUUAUGUGGAGACCACCUGUACCGAUCUGGAGCACAGAAGUGUGGAUAUAGAAGACCUGAGGAACGCGCUGUGUGCUCUGUCGGCCCAGACCAGCGCAGAGGGGAUGAGGGACGAGACCAGCUUCCUGGUGGUCACCGACGUGCUGGUCGCGAAGGACGUCAGCAUCGUGGAGACACAGGACGCAAAGCACGACGGGAAGGUCAGCGUCGACGCUAACAUCCACGGAGUGGGUAUUGAGGCUGGAGGUGGCACUACUAAAGAGACGGCUACUAGCCUGGAACGCAGCAACACCGGAGGCAUCAUUCUCGCCAUCAAACUGGCCCGAGUCCAUUAUGACGAUCAAGGCACCAUAGACAGAGCCGGUGUGCUGGCUGGAGGGAGUUACGAUGGGCACUACACCCUGGGCUCCGGUAACAAGGACAGGGAGCGGCAUUACACCGUGACCACACUGGCCAGGCCCAUAGGCGAGACAAAGGACAAGUUCGACAUCAACGUGAGUCUUCUCGGGCGACAGAACAGCACAGAGGUCAAGGUGCCACAGGACGUCUGCGAAACCGGGCUGCAUCAAACCAGGAAAAGCCUCCCCACUGGCUCCAAACUGCUGCCAUUAAAAGGGAUCCAGGUGUCCAAGCUGAAGAAAAAGAGAAACUUCCUCUCUCGCAUGAAACAUCUGUUUUCCUCAGACGAAGAAGAUGACGUCACGCUAUCCAAGGUACUGGUGACAGACCUGGAGCAGGACCAAACCUACAUCUGCCCCUGUAGCGAGGAAAAGGCCGUUACCGACGACAGGAGUCUGUGGUUUGACUGUAGGCAGUGGAGAGAAGAGGUUGCUGAAAACGAGUUUCAAGUGACUGUUUGGGGCAACUCUUACUCCGUGUGCGAAGAAGAUCCGAUCGUUCGCGUCUAUGGUGACCGAGAAUGCGAGGACGGCCAAAUCAGUUGGACCAACCCCGAGGCUGAAAAAGAACCAAUAGUAGACUUUGCCAAGGCAGCCCGUACCUUCAAGGACUACGGGAUCAAAGCUAACGCCGUCAUCGAACUCAAGGGGAGUCCCGGUAAUUGCACCCUGCCGUCGGUAGUCAGGACGGGGACGUGUGCUCUUGAUUUGACCUUCGAGUCCUGUCAAGUGACCCUGCGCGUUGGGGAGGAUGAGCGCAUCCACACGCUACCGGACAAGGUGCUGUCACUGUUGGAUGUGUAUCAUGGAUACCAGAAGGUGACAGACCAUCAAAGACUUGAUGACCUUCGUCUGUUGUGGGACAACAUGAUUUUCAUUGGAGAAGCCCCGGCAGAUCCAAACAAAUUUGUCUUCAAGAUGCAAGACGUAAAUCCUGAUGUCACAGGGCUUGAGAUCCAGGUGACUGUACCGGAGAGCAAGCUGAAGAUGUCUGUCCAGAAAGAUGACAACGUAGACGACAUCAUGCGUAGGCUGCGCAGGGUGUAUGCUCGGAUGAACGUGGUGCAUGACGGGAAGGUGAUAACGGACCUGACCCAAACGUACCGUCAACUGGGAAUCCAGGUCACUGCGCAUGUGCAACUGCAGUCUUGGGACCCAGAGAACCCACCCGCUGUACCAACUCUUGAAGAAGUCGAAGAGAUCGAGGAGGCAAUAGAGUCACUGAUACAAGAACUUCAGGGAGUUGAACAGGGGAAUGAGGAUUCAGACACUGAAAGUGAAGAGCUCAUUACGAAGGAGCAGACAGAAGAACAGAACGUCUGGUCCACCGUUCGCCGUAUCCUGUGGCGUCACUUGGAGCUCCGGGCCGGAGACCCCGACAUCCCGCCCGGGGCCCUGGCGAUGCUGAUCCGGGCGGUGGGGGAGGACACCGUGGCGGGGGAGGUCUUACAGACCAUCCUGGAGGCCGCACUGGAGCGGCAGGGGGAAGGGGGCACGGAGGAGGCAACAGGCGGGGCUGAGGGGGCUCAGUAGGGCGGAUAACGUACCCAGCCAUUUUGUUCAUUUAGUAUACCGAUCUUUCUACAAACGUAUCUGACAUAUAUACGGAGAAAAAUGUAGUGUUAGAUAUAUAUAAAGUGCUUUGGAGUAAGACAAAGUAGAUAUGUGAUA
This is a messenger RNA of Branchiostoma belcheri (Belcher's lancelet), 2476 nucleotides long. RefSeq lists its product as uncharacterized. The transcript has 14 exons. The record is from RefSeq and is a predicted model, not a curated record. Lineage: Eukaryota; Metazoa; Chordata; Leptocardii; Amphioxiformes; Branchiostomatidae. Bases 23 to 2338 code for a protein of 771 amino acids.